UCUGUAUUUGGCCCUGGUGCGAUGGCUGCUGGAAUCCUGUGUCCAGUUCUGAAUGGUAAACUGAGGCAGGCUUUGCCUAUUGCCUAUGCGGGAGGGCGCCCCCUGCAGGUGUCAGCCCUGCCAUAUCGCCAAACCAAACAAACUUUCCCCGGCUUCUCUGCAACCCAAAGAAAAUAGAUUUUCCUCAGUGCUUUUGGGAACGUAAACAUGGGAGAUUUCCCCAAUGGGGCACUUGCAAGCCAAAGAAGCCAGUCUGGACCAAACAUCGCAGCGCCGGGCUCGUGCGGGACACCCUGCGACGUCCUUAGCUGGCUCGUGGAGGUUUGACGUCUAUGCCCAGGCCUGCUGGGGCCGUGUCCCGCCCCUGGCUGAUUGCAGGUAGCAAAUGGGAGCAACUUCUUAGAACAAGACAGUGAGAAAGUUGGAUUAUGUUACAGCGAAAGUCAAACACAAUCCACGUCUGCUGGCAAAUCACCCAGGAACUGUCCGGGACACUAGAAACAUGAAUCACCUCACUGGCGGAUCCUGGAGAAAUCACAGCUCUGGGCCCCGAAGAAGCCUGCGAUUUGCUUGCUUGAUCAUGAGGUUUUUAAAAGUAAACAUUCGCGUUGUUUGCCUUCUGGGUGGCGUGAGGGUCCGGCCCCCUGGAAGAGUUCAGGCUUUGCUCCGGGGGAAUUGGGAGCAGGAUCUGGCCCCAAUGUAAAUGGAGUGAGGGCUGCCUUGGGAUCUCACGCCCCAGGGGUCACUCCGGAGUCCCCCCCUCCGCCCCCAAUGGGGUCAGGCUGAGAUUCGGGUCUCAACUCCCCCCGGCUGCUCUCUGACGCACUGCGGUGCUAUUGUGUGACACACCUUUGCUCGACAAUUGUGCGGGGUGGGGAUUUGUUAUCUUUGGCUGGGGAUUUCCUGGGAACGACUCCAGGCCCCGGGAGAUGCGCCCUGUGACGUGACACCCAGAGCGCUCCAGGCACCUAUAUAGACAGUGCAAGAGGAUUCCCCGGCCAGAGAGACCCAGAACCAGGAUGCUGCAGCUGCAAAUCCUCAUCGGGACUUUUGUCCUUCUGGCAAAUUCGGUCUCGGAAACUGCAGCCCAGGCCCGAUUCUCCUAUUCCGGGGAGUUCGGCUCGGCUGCGGGGACCUCGUUCUCUUAUUCCGGAGACCACUUCUGGGGCCCCAUCACGGCCUUCCGGGUCUGGGAACAGCCCAGCGGCUACAUCAAAGCCCUCCAGUUCCAAUUUGCUGGCACAUGGAGCAAAACUUAUGGCUAUGAGGAAGGCAAACAUCACGAGGUGACCCUGUUCCAUGGAGAGGAAAUCACACAGAUCUCCGGGAAACACUCCACCUACAUCUACCAGCUCAUCUUCUUCACCAACUACAGACGCACCUUCUUCUUCGGCCAGCCGGCCGGGGAGAGCUUCAACGCCUUCCCCCUGGAGCAGGGCAACGUCCUGGCCUUCAUCACCGGCCACCACAAUGGGGCGGGCAUCACGGGCAUCGGGAUGCACUGGGAUCAGUCCACCUUGCCGGCGUUAAAAUCCUAUGCCCAGAUCCCAGAGGUGGGGAAUUCCUCUGGCUAAUGGAGCCCAUCCAUUCCAGCAAAAUCCUGUAGCAGAGCGUUCCCCUGGUUAACAUACCUCAGCCUGCAACUCUCCACGUGGCACCGUGGAGCCAUUCACUGGCUGUGAUCAGUGGCUGAUUAAUUAGAGCCAGAUUGCUUGAUUUACUGAUGCGCUCAUUAAAAUAAUAAAGCAUCAAUUUCUGCUCUCCAUUUUCAUCCAGAACACGAGGUCUCUGCUUACAUUUGGGUUUGGCCCGGGGGCUGUUUCUACCUGGAUCCCUGCCCCAGCACAGGGCGAAGCACGGGGGCUGUUUAGCCAGGUACGCCUUGCGCGG
Trachemys scripta elegans is the source of this 1890-nucleotide messenger RNA. RefSeq names its product zymogen granule membrane protein 16-like. The transcript has 4 exons. The coding region runs from base 1020 to 1574 and encodes 184 amino acids. The record is from RefSeq and is a predicted model, not a curated record. Lineage: Eukaryota; Metazoa; Chordata; Testudines; Emydidae.